Anguilla anguilla (European eel) is the source of this 3663-nucleotide messenger RNA. It is a transcript of the gene rsph10b, whose product is annotated as radial spoke head 10 homolog B. Lineage: Eukaryota; Metazoa; Chordata; Actinopteri; Anguilliformes; Anguillidae. The coding region runs from base 101 to 2758 and encodes 885 amino acids. The transcript is spliced from 19 exons. The record is from RefSeq and is a predicted model, not a curated record.
GUUGCCAGCAACAAUUGCCAGCUUCACGGAGCUAAACUAAACAUUGGUUGCUAUGUGAUUCUGUGCCGUGAUACUUUUCAGAAGAGCAGAAACGGCAGUAAUGGCAAAAGGAGACAAAAAGAAAAAAGCUGACAAGUCGACGCCUGAGGGGUCUGUCUCUAAAUCGGCGAAUUGUUCCGCUACUAGUGUUGUGUCAGAACCACCACUAGACCAAGCAGCACCCGAAGACGAUUCGGGUCAGAUCACGAACGGCAGUUCAGCCUCCUUGUCUUCCCAACCACCACUCCAUGAAAACCCAGCCUCAAGUUGUGAUGAGUUCUACGACGUGCCUGUUCUCUCUAGCAUCAUUGUCCAAAAGUACGAGGGUGAGAAGAAUCGGGAUCUUUUUCACGGAGAAGGUGUUGCAUAUUUUCAGGGAGGUCACGUGUAUAAGGGUAUGUUUUCAGAGGGAUUCAUGCAUGGACGUGGUACCUACACAUGGGCAGAUGGGGUGAAAUAUGAGGGAGAGUUUGUUUUUAAUAUGCCAACGGGACAUGGAUCAUACUCCUGGGUCGACGGGAGCUGCUAUGAAGGCGAAGUGUGCAAUGGCAUUCGCCACGGUGUGGGAACAUACGAAUGUGCUAGAAAAUCAGUCUCUUACAGAGGGGAGUGGAAUCAGGGAAAAAGACACGGAAAGGGUACAAUAUACUAUAACCCUGAAUUGACAUCAUGGUAUGAAGGAGACUGGGUGAGCAAUAUCAGAGAAGGAUGGGGAGUGCGACGAUACCCCUCUGGAAAUGUGUAUGAAGGCCAUUGGAAGAACAAUGAUAGGCAUGGACAGGGCAGGAUGAAAUGGACAGAGCUUGGUCAGCAAUAUACCGGCCAAUGGGAAAAUGGGCUUCAGCAUGGACAGGGGACACACACCUGGUUCCUGAAGCGAGUCCCCGGCUCACAGUACCCCCUGAGGAAUGAGUACGUUGGGGAGUUUGUGAAGGGUGUGCGCCAUGGACGGGGAAAGUUCUACUACGCUAGUGGUGCGCUCUAUGAUGGGGAAUGGCAGUGCAACAAAAAACACGGCCAGGGGAAGUUUAACUUUAAAAAUGGGCGCAUAUUUGAGGGGGAGUUUCUUGAUGAUCACAUGGCAGAAUUCCCAGAUUUCUCAAUGGAUGGUACCCAGACCCCUGACCUCAGUGGGAUAAGAACUCAAACUCCUCCAUGUGGAAAAGGCGAACAUCCCAGAAGUGGCAAAAGUUUAGGCAGUGGCUCAUCAUUGCUGGGGCCUGACAUAACUUUAGAAAUCCAGUGCUUACUUAAGAAACUCCCUGAGAUGCUAAAAGAUCUAGAGCUCAGACAGGUGGAGUUUGCUGUGCUGAGGCACAUCGCGGAGCUGAGGACAGUCUACAGCUUCUACAGCAGCCUGGGCCAUCCGCAGUCCCCGGACAACACCUUCCUGCUCACCCGCAUGCAGUUCUGGCGCCUGCUGAAGGACUGCAAUAUCCAUCACCACGGGAUCACUCUGGCUCAAGUGGACAGACUCAUCAGCGAAGAUGUACCCCCAGAAGAGGUCCACUCUCCAUUCCGUACUAUGCUGCUUAGAGAGUUUGUCAGCUGUGUUGUGGUCCUCGCUUAUCACAUCUAUCACCGGGAGAUUGAGUCAUCUAAUAAUGUGCUUGUGGCCUGCUUCACCAAGCUAAUGAGAGAGAACAUCAUUCCAAAUGCAAAAAAAGUAAAAGGUGCUUUCCUCUGCAACCCCAUGUGUGCCAUGAUUUCUACAAACUACACUGAGAAAUGCUGGGAGAUAUACCAGAGCCUGUGCACUGGCCUGGAUGGCAGAACCAUGACCAUGAGGCAUUUCGUUUGGCUGUUAAAGGAUCUUCAUCUCUAUGAUGAUGAGCUGACAACAGGGAAAGUUCUGGAAAUCCUUUCUGCAGAGAAUCCCGCAGCUUAUGAUGUGUGUGCCACUAACCUGGAUCUGGAGAUGACAUUCCUGGAGUUCUUUGAGGCUUUGCUGGGCUGUGCACAGGUGAAGAGCUCCCAGUCACUCAGGUCCCGCUGUGAGAGCCUGUCAGAGACCCACAGGCUGGCGGAGAGCGUUAGGAUGUCACUGGGACAGGACUGCAGAGACAGCCCGGUGCUGGCUACGCAGAGGAGCUCGUCUGUGAUGGCGAAGUCUAUGGAGAUGCUGCAGUCGUCCACAUCUGAAGAGAAGUCAGCUGUUAACCUCAAAACUCAAACAGAAGAUGUUGCCAGUGAUUUCGUUCCCCUGCCGGUGGGCUCACCCUCAGUAGAGAUGGAAAGCCGUGAGAGAGAUUCUCAUGGGAACACUGAGGUACAAUCACUGCCAGCAGUGGAUAGACAAACAGCCAGCUCCCCGCAUUCUGCUGUUACAGGGCCUGCUGGAGACGGUGUAGAGGAGGCUGAGAGCGAGCUGGAGCGCUGGAUCUGUGCGUCUCGGAGGUUCUUCGGCGAGGCCCUGUUCCCUGCUUACGAGCGCAGCCUGCUGCUGAAGAGGGAGGGGCAGGAGGAGAGGCUCCGGAGAGCUGCACAGGCCAGGAUCGCCCUGGCCAAGGCCCAGAGAGCAGCCAGACUCAGAGAAAUGUCUGAGGCAGAGGAGGAGCGCCGGAGGGAGGAAGAGGAAGAGGCAGAAAAAGCUGACGCCCAGGAGGACAAGCCCAACCCGCCCCGGUCACCCACGCUCCCCACCCCUGUGGCCUCCGUCACCUCCAUCUCCGAACCUAAGCUGUCCCGUGUUGCCAGUGGGAUCAGGAAGAAGAGGUAGAAAGGUGUAUACCAUGACCCCAUGUCUGUUUUUAUGUCUGCAUACUCAAUUACAAUACAUAAUCAUAACCAAUGUAGCAAUUUUAAAUAUUUUCUAUUGUCCUAUUAUAAAACCUUUAGUCACAGCUUUACUUCAGAUGGCUUUUAGUUCGAGAAGUUAAAGAUUAUACGGCCUCAGGUCAAACUAAGGGCUUAACAAUCAACUCUGAAUUACAAUGACUGACGUAAACUUUAAAAACGGCAUACAAUAUGGUGAAUUGUUACACAAGCUAAAAUUGGAACGUUUGGGAAAAAUUGCACAUGACCCAACUGCUCUUUGUGUUCAUGUUCAAGCCACGUUACAAGAAUUCAGUUUGUUUAAACAAAUCCCUGAAUUAUUACCAAACAAGAUUUUUAUGUGCAGGAACAUGUAGUGAAAGUCCUGCAUUUGUCCUGAAUACCUAGAAUCUUGGAAAUUUGCUUGUUUACUUAUAAUUCAUGGUUGCAAUUAAAUUUUGGCUGCAGCAGUUAGUUAGGUGAAGGUUAGUUAAAAUAAUUUUUGAAGGAUAUGACAGUGUGAAAGUGGUACAGUGAUAUUACAGUGAUUUCAUUCAUAAAAUGACUUCAGUGCAAACACUCCAGAAAAUUCUGCCUUUGUUUAUUUGGAGCAUUUAUGAGAAAAUUGAUUGAAGUAUAAAUUAUUAACGUGCCUGACUGGGGUGCUGAGAGGACAACACUGUUAAAGUCCAUCAUUUCCAAAUGUCAAAAACAGGCUGAUAAAUACAGUCCUCAGAUGGAUAAUAUUACUAGGAAGCAGCUCAUCACCCUGAACGGCUUUAACAGGAAACUAAAGUAGUCUCAGAAGAAUGAGAAAAAGGUUUCAUUUUUCAUUUCAAUGUGAAUUUCAUUUUUCUGAAUUUGGAAGAA